AUGGAAAUCCCAGCGUCCAUUCUGAUGUCGUCCGGAAUGCAUGCGUACGUCGCGGUGAAGGCGUCCGUGCACGCUGGCGAUAGUGCCGUUUUCGGCCUCACCGAAGUAGAGGCGAACGCGCUGUCAAAACGCUUCGACAAUUGGCGCAAGGAAGUGAUCAACGGCGUCCUGCUGAAGGCAGGCCCCGUCGACGUGAUUAACGCGCUCAGCGAGCUCGGCUACAAGGUGAUUACAUCCACUGGCGAAGCUGAAGUCGUCUGGACCAUGCAACGUGACAUCAUAAACAUCAUCAUCAUGGCAAAUUGUCAUCGGCAUUCUUGUACUUGUCAGGUGGGUGGUAGCUCCAAUGUUCAUCAGACACUUGAUGAACUUGAGUUCGAACGUGGUAUUUGGAGUGCGGCACAAACUGGUGAUGUAAAAAGAAUAGAACAGUUAAUUGCUAAAGGGACACACCCAAAUCAAACUGAUAAGAGUGGAUAUACUGCACUGCACUAUGCAGCACGAAAUGGACAUUUGGAGGUGUGCAAGUUAUUGUGUGAACAUGGCGCUUGUAUUAAUGCAACAACUAAGGCAGGUGUGGCUACUGCAUUACAUAGAGCUUGUACUGCAGGUCAGUUUAAAGUAACGCAAUAUUUGCUCUUAAAAGGGGCCAAUGUUGAACUACAAGACUCUGAUGGCAAGACAGCAUUACAUCGAGCUGCUGAGAAGGGUCACAUGGAGAUUUUCAAUUUGCUACAACAAUAUGUGAACAUUUCUUCCUCUAUAUAUGAAUGUAAAGACUUGAAAGGUAAACGGCCAUAUGAUUACUUGGAUAACAAAAUUUACCACUGAUGUAAUAAUUCAAGUAUGACUAUUUUCAACGAUUUAUAUUCAAGUAAAUUUUAAAUAUGAUAUACCAUAUGUACCUAUAUAAUAGCAAGAAAUUAAUUUCAGUGAUAAAUAUGAGUAAUUACCUAGUUUAUAAUUAUUUUAUUAAUUUGUCUCACGAAUGUCUUUCUUAGUCGGAUAUUUGAAAUAAUGCAAUGUUCCAAAUAGUAAUAAUUCAUUUCGGUGUGCGCUGUUUGUGUUAUUUGUUAUAUGUGGUUACGAACUGUCGGAAGCACUGUUUAAGCUUCAAUUAAAGCACUGUAUGUAUGUAUUGAAGUGUAAGCUGAAUAUCAAGGACACUAUUGAUUUUACUCCAAUGCCACAUUUACAUUUAUUGCGGUCGAUGUAAAGAAGUAAUGAUGGUUUUGACAUUGGAAUAAUUGAUUGUUUGUGUUUUGAUAUCACAAGGCUAUAUACAUUUAUACAAAGAAGAGUUCAUAGGGAUCUAUUUUUAUUAAAAAAGUAACAAAUAUUUUUAAUAUUAACACCAUGCUUCAUAUUCAACAAAUAGCUAGUUGUAAUGUAUUUGAAGAAGAAGAAAAAACGCGAUAAAUGAAGACAUUUUUUUGUACUAGUUUAUAAUUUGCAAGUGAUGUUUAUUUACUUAUUAAGGAAAAUUAGUCAGUCUAUACAAUGAAGUUUCAAUAAUAAUUUUAAUGCUUAAAAUAUUUUAAUAAUUUGUAGUAUUACUUAGUUUCUUGUAGUGUUUCACUGCUUUGAAUUUAUUUGAUUGAUUUCCAUUGUACCUAUCCACCUAUGAAUAUAAAUAAUUUAUUAACUGUG
This is a messenger RNA of Dalotia coriaria, 1650 nucleotides long. Its product is annotated as ankyrin repeat domain-containing protein 39-like. The coding region runs from base 1 to 831 and encodes 276 amino acids. Gene Ontology annotation, biological process: regulation of gene expression. Gene Ontology annotation, molecular function: protein binding. Lineage: Eukaryota; Metazoa; Arthropoda; Insecta; Coleoptera; Staphylinidae. The transcript is spliced from 3 exons. Gene Ontology annotation, cellular component: nucleus. The record is from RefSeq and is a predicted model, not a curated record.